This is a messenger RNA of Microplitis demolitor, 1182 nucleotides long. Its product is annotated as disintegrin and metalloprotease-like protein-1. Lineage: Eukaryota; Metazoa; Arthropoda; Insecta; Hymenoptera; Braconidae. The record is from RefSeq and is a predicted model, not a curated record. The coding region runs from base 181 to 1077 and encodes 298 amino acids. The transcript is spliced from 8 exons.
UCAAACUAAAAAUAAGAAAUCUUAUAUUGCGAAAGUUCUUCGUAGUUAUCAUUUAGCCACCAUUAUUGAAUCCAUAUUUCAAGCCUCAAAUAUAAUAUUUUCAAUUAUAAUUUAUAAACUUGUAAUUUUCUUCAAAUUUAUAGGUUCUUUUUUUUUCACUAAACUAGAAGAUUUUUUAUCAUGAAGCAUAUAACAAUAAUACUUGCACUCAUAAAUUUUGUUGUCUAUACCGAUGCUUGUAUUCCCAGACCAGCUGCCGUAUCACACAAGCCUCUUUUGAUCGAUCCUCAUACUCCAGUUUAUUUCGUAUCAACUGAUCUUCAAAAUAUGAUAUUCGAGAAAAAAACAGACAUUUUGAAGAAGUCUGAAUAUGCAACGUUUCACUGUAACCCUUUGGACAUCAAUCCAUAUACAUUGUAUUUGAAGGUAUUAGUGAUCACUGACUACUACAUGUAUGAAGAUUAUGAUGAACAAAACGUGGUUAAUCGUGUUCUGUCAUACAUGUCUAUGAUGGAGUCAUUUUCCUCAAAAUUCGAGUAUCCGAAAUUGAAAUUUGUAGUUACUGGGAUCAUAAUUCCAACCAAAUUUUUAGUGAUGGAUUUUCUGAAUCCACCAGGUUAUUCUACAGAACAUUUUGAACUUCAUUCAAAAUCCAAUAUAAUGCUAAAAAUGCAGCAGUGGUUAUUCUUUUAUAAAAAUAUUAUUGGUGAUAUUGACUUUGAUUUUUCGUUUAUACUAUCAUCAUGGAUGUUAAAGUCCUAUGAUUUGUAUAUAUAUAGUUCGUCCUAUGGAUAUUUUAAUUGUCAUUCAAAUAAAUCGUCAUUAACAUCUCCACCUGUCAUAAUUGCGAGAAAUGAAAUUACAAAUGACAAUAUUGUUCAUCCUUAUCUUGAGUUUCUUCACUACAUCGACGGUCAACGGAAAAAUUGGUUAUGUCCCGAUAGUUAUAUAAGGACUGGUUUUGAUACUAAUCAGUAUUUAACAAGUCAUCCUGAAUGCACACCUAAGAAUUUAAAGAAAUCUUUCAACACUUCUUGGCCAUCAUGUUUGAAAGAAAAACCGAAAUUUAUGCGUUAAUAAUUUGGAUUUCAUCAAUAUUGAGUCGAUAUAUAAAUUCUGAUAGUUUAUAGGAUUCGUCUAAAAUGUAAGACUCAACAAUGAAAUAUAUAAACUAAAUCAUUA